Messenger RNA from Apiotrichum porosum, 1380 nucleotides. RefSeq lists its product as uncharacterized. The transcript has a single exon. The record is from RefSeq and is a predicted model, not a curated record. NCBI's taxonomy places the organism in Eukaryota, Fungi, Basidiomycota, Tremellomycetes, Trichosporonales, Trichosporonaceae. Bases 1 to 1380 code for a protein of 459 amino acids.
AUGAGAUGGGUAGCCUACCAAGCACUCUGCUAUGCUGUGAUUGGCGUUCUGGUCCUACUCCAGAGCCGGGCGGCCGCAGUGGCAGUGCGACCCCCGAACCAGUCACGCAAGACCCUCCUGGAUACGCCAAUCUCCCCCGAUACGCAUGGUUCAAAAGCCACCACGUCCCGGAGGAAGUCCUUCAGUGCCAGCACGAUUUCUCGCCAGAACAGCCCUGCUAUUGCGACCAAUGGACUCGUUCGCGGCACUGGCGAAUCGUCCAGCACCUGGAUGACGCGCAUGAUCCGGAAAUUCAGUCAGCGGCCAACCACACCAGACAAGGAAACGGGUGCAUCAAUCCGCGCCUCAACCCCAAGCAAACGGGCAGCUUACGACGGUAGCGUGGAGCGUCAGGCGGCUCCUGCGGAACGCUUCCUUCGAGAGGACAUGCGGCUACCCACCACAGGUCUAUACGAGAUGUAUGAGAACAACCACCAGCAAGUUGCAGUCAUAGGAAUAAUAGACGGAGAUGGUCCGGAACUUCGCGCCCUGGAAGAGGCAGCAAACGACCUCAUGGGUACCGAGAUCACUGAGGGUUUUACGGCGACACCCACCGACUCUGUUUGGACCCCCUAUGACAAUGGGGAGAUCCGCGUCAGGGUGACAUUCCAGUACAGACUCGGGGAUCCCUUGACUCCCAUUGCCAUGACACGCCAAACUCUUGCUGGAUACGUCUGGAUGGCGUACGGGCAUCGCAUGCGAGCGAACGCGGACGCCGGUCCGGGCGGAGGCAACAGCGUACUCACCCUGCCACAUUUCGCAAUCGACAUCUAUGCGUACCCAGCCCCGCCACCGCCGUACACGCCACCUCCCCUCUUACCGGACCUCCCAGAUGACCAAACCGACAUAUUCCGACGAAGCCAGAAUGCCCGGCCCUGGUUCUUGCCAGUUGAGAACUGUGGCCCGUUUUCCAAGCGGUCAACCACCCCGUCGCCCCCUCCCGCAAAGCGGUGUGUUCGGAAAUGCAAACACCGCCAGAAUGGGCGCUGCAAUGGCGACGAUGGCACCACAGACGAGGGGCCGGUGUUCACGAACGACGUUCCGAGGCGCGACAACGAGAGUACAUGGAUCGACCCGGCUACAGGCUGGCAAGCAGUGCAGAUCUCUCACGCCGCCAAGGGAUUCGGAUACAACAUCUCUCAGGCCAACGACUACCUCGCAGUUUUGCCUUGCAACAAGGUCGAUUACUGGGCACAGCGGAUGGCAAAGGGAGACUGCGGUGACGACGGAGCAGAGGCCAUUGCCGGUAUGUGGUUCGACGUUCACAGCCCCACAAAGGCUCAGCAAGACGACGCCCUUGCCAUGCUGGUCGCCGAACAUGCCUCCAAUACCGGUACGUAG